Messenger RNA from Theileria parva strain Muguga, 1409 nucleotides. RefSeq lists its product as uncharacterized. Bases 149 to 1318 code for a protein of 389 amino acids. The transcript has 6 exons. The record is from RefSeq and is a predicted model, not a curated record. NCBI's taxonomy places the organism in Eukaryota, Apicomplexa, Aconoidasida, Piroplasmida, Theileriidae.
UUUAAAAUAACUUUUAUUAUUAUUUUUAAGUAUAUUUUUAAUAUUUUAAACACAUUUUAAUUUGAACUAGUGUAUUUAAACCGAUUUUUAAACGAACAAUUACAUUUUAAUAUAAUGCUAUCAGAAAAUUUUAAAUUUUUAUCAAAUCAUGAACUCAGAAUUUAUGAUUGAUUUUGGAAAGGACUCAAAGCCACCAGAAAGCGAUGGAAGAAAUCAGGAGGAUGACACAUUAGAUAAUUUCACAAGUUCGAUAUUAUCUCAGUAUGCCUCUGGAUUGAACCCACCAAUAUGCAAAGUAUCUUCUUCAACACAGGAUGCGCCAUUUCAACCUGAAAAAUUACCGUUUGAUUUCUCAAAUUCAUCUAAUGAUGAUAGUAAUAGUGUAAACUCAGAUGAUUUAUCGACUUUUAAUAACUGUAUAAAUAAAAUUGAGAUUCUUUAUACUAUGUCAACUAAGUUAGAGAAGCAAUGGAAUGACUGGUUUCACUUGAUAAAGGAGAGAUCAAAUUACAAUAGAUAUGACUUAUCUCUGAAGAAACCAUCAAUUUGGAAGCAAAACCACAAUUUGAAUGAUUUACACUUAGAAUCUAUAUCUCGUUGGAUUGAAAUAUCCUCAAACAUUUUGUGCAGUUUGGCAUACACCUUAAAUAUAGAUAGCAAUCUGUUUGAUCUGAAUGGUUCAAAGCUGUUGCAAGAAUCAAUUGACGAGGCCUAUUCAAAAUUUAACACUGACAUUUCAAAGGUUUGGGAACAACCCAACGUUACAAGCCAACAAUUAAAAAAUGAUUUUAAAAACGACUAUCUCAAAAUGAUUAAAUUUAACACUAGAUUACAGUCCAAUUACGAGAGGAUUCUUGAAAAAUUAAGAAAUGAACGAGAUGAAGCGAUUUCAAAGGCAGAACAAAAAACUGUGUUGGAAAAGGAGAUUUGUUCAUUAAAGAACCGAAUUUCCAAAUUGGAGCAAGAAUUAGUUAACAAAGAUAAGGAAAUAGAAGAUUUGAAUAAAAGUUUAGAGUCCUCUAACAGGAUACACCUCCAGGUAAUUAAGAAGAAUGAAGAACUGGUGUCAACUAACCAAAAGCUCAUGAUGGAUAAAAGUAAUUUCAUUGAUAAAGAUACUGCAAAACAAAUUAUAAAACAAUAUUAUGACGAAGAGAGCAGAGGAGGAGAAAGGAAAGAAGAUAUAGUCCAACUUUUGGAGAGAAUGUUAGAUAUAAACAUGAAAUCCAAAAAGUCAGAAGCAUCACAACACGAAAAUCGUCGUUCAUUACUAAACGAGUUCAUGGAAUUUGUAAAUGAAAAUGUAGAAUCCCGAUAGGAUUCUAUACUUCUAGUAUUUUAACACAUUUUAAAUAUAUUCUAAGUUUGGCAUUUUAAUCAACAAUGUAAUAUAUAAUCUUUUAAAACAA